AUGUAUGAUGCAUUUAUGUCCGAGUACGAGUUGCUCGGACAUAUGACUCAAUUCAAGCCAUCAGACACUGACCCAACAGGUUACUACAUUCCACAUCAUGGUGUACUACGGGAACAGAGUACCACCACAAAACUGCGCGUUGUUUUCAAUGCAAGUUGUCCCACAUCGUCUGGAAUUUCAUCCAAUGACAUACAAAUGGUCGGUCCGACAAUUCAGGAUGACCUUCUGGCCAUUCUUUUGCGGUUUAGGCAGUAUAAGUAUGUCUUAUCGGGAGAUGUUCAGAUGAUGUACAGGUGCGUGGAUGUUCAUCCAUCUGAUAGACACUUACAGCGGAUUUUGUGGCGAGAUAAUUCAUCACAAGUACAAGUUUAUAAAUUAAAUACGGUGACUUAUGGCACUGCUAGUGCUCCGUUUUUAGCCACCCGCUGCCUUUAUCAAUUAGGUCUUGAUUGCAAGGACGACAAGAUUGCUGAUGUCAUCAAACAUGACUUUUAUGUAGAUGACCUGUUAACUGGAGGGGAUGACUUAAAUACAGUCAGCCACAUCCGCCAAGAAGUCACAAAGGCACUUUCGUCAGCUUGCAUGGUACUUCGCAAAUGGAAGUCAAAUGCACCUCAAUUGUUGUCUGAUAUUUCAGAGUCAUCGCUUGAUUUGAAUAUUGGCUCUCCUGAGCCAACCAAACUAUUAGGUUUAGGGUGGCAUGCCAGUUCAGAUGAACUGAUGUUCUUAGUCGACUCAACCAUCUCUCACACUAAUAGCACUAAGCGUGAUUUGCUUUCUGUCAUUGCAAAGAUCUUUGACCCUUUAGGUUUGUUGUCACCUUUAGUGAUCACAAUGAAAAUGUUACUGCAGCGAAUGUGGCUUGAUAAAUUGUCGUGGGAUGAGCCAUUAUCUCCAGAAUUAAGUGCACCGUGGCAAGCUAUUGUGAGAAAAUUACCACUUAUUAAUGACUUUCGUUUUCCACGUAUCGUCGUCUGUGAGUCAUACACACAAUUAGAACUACACAUCUUCACAGAUGCCUCUGAACGUGCCUAUGGCGCUUGUGCCUAUGUUCGUAGUGCAAACGAUGAAGGCAAGUGUAUGGUCAGGUUACUCAUGGCCAAGAGCAGAGUGGCACCUAUCAAACCAACUACGAUUCCGAGAUUGGAGUUGUGUGGCGCUGUAGUCGGUACUCAUCUAUACGAGAAGAUAUCGAAAUCACUAAGGGUUAGGUUUAGCCGUGUGUUUUGUUGGACCGAUUCCACAAUCGUGUUGGGAUGGUUGCAGAUGUUGCCUUCAAGGCUUCAGCCCUUCGUGCGCAACCGCGUCGCUGAAGUUUUAGAGCAGGCAGGUCACUGCACUUGGCGACAUGUCCCAACCGACAAAAACCCAGCAGACCUAAUAUCUCGUGGUGUGGAUAUUAGUAAUCUGCAGAGUCUAGACCUAUGGUGGUCCGGUCCCGACUUUCUCCAUCAAGACUCAUGCUAUUGGCCAUCUUUAGUCAAACCUUUAGAGCCUGCCUCACUGCCGGAAACUCGGUCUGAUCGGAUUGAACAACUCCGCCAGCACUUCUGGACUAGAUGGAGUAAGGAGUUCAUCGCAGAACUGCAGCAACGCGUCAAGUGGCAUUCCAGUAAGGAUAGUUUGAAGUUGGAUACCUUGGUAGUAAUCAAGGAGGAAAAUCUUCCGCCUUUAAAGUGGAGAUUGGGCAGGAUCGUGGCCAUACAUCCGGGAACCGACGGAAUAGCUCGUGUCGCUGACGUCAAGACCUCAAAUGGUAUCAUCCGAAGGGCUUUCUCCAAGAUAUGUCCAUUGCCGGUGACUACAGAGUCUGGUUGA
This is a messenger RNA of Trichoplusia ni (cabbage looper), 1818 nucleotides long. RefSeq lists its product as uncharacterized. The transcript has 2 exons. The record is from RefSeq and is a predicted model, not a curated record. Lineage: Eukaryota; Metazoa; Arthropoda; Insecta; Lepidoptera; Noctuidae. Bases 1 to 1818 code for a protein of 605 amino acids.